Molecule: messenger RNA, 2139 nt
Organism: Pieris rapae (cabbage white)
Lineage: Eukaryota; Metazoa; Arthropoda; Insecta; Lepidoptera; Pieridae
Product: polypeptide N-acetylgalactosaminyltransferase 1-like
Exons: 17
Cellular component (GO): Golgi apparatus
Source: RefSeq, a predicted model, not a curated record
AUGCCAUCUAGUACAGCGCAGACUGAAGAGCAAAAUGAAUUUGAAAAGCAGAUUCUGGAAGACGAGACCAGAAUUAUUCCUGAUUUGGGAGAAGGUGGUGUUGCAGCACAUUUGUUCGGUCAUGCGAAACGACUUGGCGAACAAUCUGAGAAGCAACUGGCGAUCAAUGUGUAUUUGAGCGACCAAUUCCCGUACAAUCGCUCUCUAGAGGAUCAUCGUAAUCCUGCACGUAAGCGUGUUUUAUAUGAUGCUGAGUUACCAUCAGCAUCUGUGAUAAUUAUCUUUCACAAUGAGCCAUAUUCAGUUGUUGUAAGAACUAUAUGGAGUGUUGUGAACAGUGCAAGAAGAAACCAGCCCUGGUACAGAAGGGUAAACUAUGUUGAUAGGCAUACAGGGGCCAAAAUGACAAUGGGGUAUCCCGGCCAAGACCCAUCAUCACCAUUUGUAAAAGAAAUAAUAUUAGUUGAUGAUAACUCAACAUUGCCUGAACUAAGAGGUAAACUUAGUCAUUACAUACGAACCAGGAUACCACCAGAUCUGAUCAAGAUAUUACGGUUGCCUGAUCGUGUCGGCCUAACACGAGCACGUCUCGCGGGAGCUCGUUACGCGACUGGCGAUACGUUGGUCUUCUUGGACGCACAUUGCGAAACGCAAACCGACUGGCUUAGGCCCUUACUCCAACGGGUCAAGGAUGCCCCUCAUGCUGUUGUGGUACCCAUCAUAGAUGUGAUAGAGGCGGACACGUUUUACUACAGCGUUCAAGACCCGGCCGUGUUUCAGGUGGGAGGGUUCACUUUCAUGGGCCAUUUCACGUGGAUUGAUGUUCCCGAAUGGGAGAAAAAGCUGCGCGGAUCAGACAUUGCCCCAACAUGGUCUCCAACAAUGGCGGGUGGUCUUUUCGCGAUAAAUCGUCAGUAUUAUUGGGAAUUGGGAGCGUAUGAUGAGCAGAUGGCUGGAUGGGGUGGUGAGAACCUGGAAAUGUCCUUUAGGAUUUGGCAGUGUGGCGGUACCCUCGAAACGAUUCCGUGUUCACGGGUCGGACAUGUGUUUCGAUCGUUCCAUCCAUAUGGCCUACCUGCACACACCGACACACACGGAAUAAACACAGCCCGAAUGGCCGAUGUGUGGAUGGAUGAAUAUGCCGAAUUAUUUUAUCUCCAUCGACCAGAUUUGAGGAACAAUCCAAAAAUCGGUGACGUGACACAUAGAAAGGUUCUCCGGGAGAAGCUCAAAUGCAAGAGCUUCGCGUGGUACCUCCAACAUGUUUAUAAGGAUAAAUUUGUGCCCGUCAGAGACGUUUUUGGAUUCGGCAGGUUCCGCAAUCCGUCCGGUCUCUGCCUGGAUAGCCUCCAACGAGAAGGCGAAGGGUCUCCUCUCGGCUCUUACCCUUGUCAUAACACUCUCGAAGCCACUCAGUACUUCGCUCUUUCACUGAAAGGAGAACUCAGGGACGAGGAAAGAUGUGCCGAAUUGCAAUAUAUCAGACGUGCUCCGGACGAAAAUGAAGCCAGCAGUCGGCGUGUGCUCAUGGUCACCUGUCACAGGAAGUUGAGGGGACAGCGAUGGCGCUACCUGCCGUCCAAACAGCUUCAGCACAUUGAGACUAGCCUAUGUCUGACAUCGCCGAGGGAAGCGGGUGGUGACGUCACGGCGGCCAAGUGUGUGUCGGGUGUGGAGCAGAAAUGGUCCAUAGACUAUACUGUAGAGAAUGACUUUAGACUUGACAAUAAAGGUGAACCGAGUGAACAAGAACUUAGAUUGCAGAAAUUGAGAGGACAGAGACGCAUCUCCCGUUCUCUAUUAUCGGUGAACGAAACAGAUCAACGCCGACACAAAAAGAGCAAAAAGAAGAGGAAGAAGGACAAGUUUAUACUGAAAUUAGUGAGAAGGGCGAUCAGCAGCGAGGAGCAUCUGGAGGUGGAUAUUUAUUGCAAACAUCGAACCCUGUACCCGAAUAAUAGCUUCGUGAGAGACAUCGUCAGCGCACUCAACGAAAGGGAUAUUACUGUGAUCAACAAUGGGCGUGUGUUUGAGAAACAUCGAGUCACACCACUGCACACGCAUACACACACACACAAACACAAAGUGCACGAAGAAAUCCAGCCGAAGGAAGUGAAACCAGAUGUUCAAGAUGAUAAA